UUUGAUUGAUAUAUAUGCGCCUGACACUAAACAGAACUUCACUCCUCAAAGACAUCUUAUAGAGAAACAUCAUCAUGAUCUUCUCACUGCUUCUGCUGGGGGCUCUGCUACCACAUAUGACCCUUACAGCGUAUGUAAAUGUGGGUAUAGUGAACGGUACCGAAGCAAAGGCACAUUCCAGACCCUACAUGGUUUCUAUUCAAAAAGGUGGUAAACACAUCUGCGGUGGCUUCCUUGUGUCUGAACAGUUUGUCAUGUCGGCUGCACAUUGCUAUACAGAUGGAGAUAAGUUGACGGUUGUGGUUGGAGCUCAUGAUCUCGGACAAAGUUCUCGCCGGAUGGAUGUGGAAGUUUACAACAUCCAUCCUGAGUAUGACUCUAUAAAAGGGCUAAAUGACAUCAUGAUACUUAAGCUCGAUGGAACAACCAAAAAUAUGAAAAACGUCAAAUCGAUCUCCAUACCAAAUAAAGAAGAGGACAUCAAGGCUGGGUCUAAAUGCAGUGUUGCAGGUUGGGGAAGAAAGACCACCAACGGUUCUGGAACUGAUCGUCUUAUGGAGGUUGAUGUCACCGUCAUUGACACGAAAGCAUGUGAGAGAUAUGGAAUAAAACAUUCUCAAGGAAUGUAUGUGCACUUGGUCCUGGGGAAGUUGGGAGAUUCUGGAGGUCCUCUGGUGUGUAAGGACACUGCAGUUGGUGUCGUUUCAUUCGGCGAGAAGAACAACUGUGACAAACCAACAAAGCCAAACGUCUACACCAAGAUUUCCUCAUUUCUGCCCUGGGUUAAAGCUAUACUUAAAGGUGUGAAACAAGAUCUUGACUAACAAAACUCAUUACCAUUCAGAAAGUUAUCAAAUCUUUUCACUUGUCUGCUUCAGUGGAAAAUAAAAAAAAAGUGUUUAUAAAGUUGAAAUCUUGUCAGCGGCAAUACCUAUGUGGUUAGUUCACCGACAUAUAGUGCCAGUGCACUUGCCAACGACCCGUGUUCCAUUCUCGUCUCGAGCGUCCUUUGUCGUUCUCACUGGCCAACCUCUAUCCAAUGCUUUCCUCCUGUCUGUUCUCCUCUGUUCUUUCAAAUUAAA
Triplophysa dalaica is the source of this 1082-nucleotide messenger RNA. Its product is annotated as mast cell protease 4-like. Bases 75 to 824 code for a protein of 249 amino acids. The record is from RefSeq and is a predicted model, not a curated record. The transcript has 5 exons. Gene Ontology annotation, molecular function: serine-type endopeptidase activity. Gene Ontology annotation, biological process: proteolysis. NCBI's taxonomy places the organism in Eukaryota, Metazoa, Chordata, Actinopteri, Cypriniformes, Nemacheilidae.